AUGGCAACUGGACCUGCGGUAAGUUCAGCGCUAGAGACGAUCAGCAGACAUCAUCUUGAGUGCAGCAUCUGUCAAGAGAGAUACCAACAGCCCAAGAUACUGGAAUGUCUGCAUAGCUUCUGUGAGCAAUGUCUGCUGAAAUAUCGUAGCACGAAGCACGAGGGCUCUACAGCGAUUCCUUGCCCUUUGUGUCGACAGGAGACGAAACUUCCUGAGACGGGGGUGAAGGGUCUGAAAACCAACUUUCAUCUGAUUGGUCUGGUUGAGGAGCUUGAACUUCAGGAAAAGAUAGUGGGAUCGAGUGAUACUUGUCUUUUGUGUGAUGUAUGUGAGGGGGGCAACGAGGCAACGCAGCGAUGUCUGGAUUGUGGCCACAAUUCGUGCUUAGUCUGCAGCAGAAUACAUCUUCGAUUCCCUUCCUCAUCCAAUCACAAUGUAGUUCCUUUGGAGGAAAUUCGUGAGGGAAAGGUUACAGUGACAAAGAAACAUCAGAAACAACAUCCAAAAUGUCUGAUCCAUGAAGGUGAAGUGACACGGUUCUUUUGUACGACGUGUGAAGUGUUGAUCUGCCGAGAUUGUACUGUCAUUGACCACUGUAAGCCAGAACACUCGUACAUUGACAGAAAUCUGGCAACAUCAACGUACAAGCAAUCGUUGGCUGAACUGUUUUCUCCGCUGGAAAACACAAUGAAGGAACUCCAGAAAUCACGAGAGAAAGUCUCAAGAAUGAAAGAAGAUUUAGGUGUCACAGUUAAAAGGGUCAUGACAGAAGUGCAAGACAGAGCAGCUGAGCUCCGAGCAGAGGUUACGGCUCAAGAAACUCGCAUCCUUAAUGACAUCAAAAACAUGCAAACAGAUCGUGAACAAAAACUGGAUGAAUGUGAGAAAGAUAUGGGCUUGGCAGCGGAGAGAUUUCAGUAUUCAAUAGACACAGCACGAGAGGUGACAAAGACUGCAUCAGAUAGUGACUUUCUCUCACUCUAUCCCACAAUCAGCAAAGACUUAAAAUUGUUGGCAGGUCAGAGUAUUCCUAGAGUUGACAACAGGCUCGCUUUUCUGAAUUUCAAGCAGAGUGAGGGGGUUGGUAGCAUCAGUCUGGGUGAGGUGGUGACAGAAGGCAAAUGGGAGCUGUGUCGGGAGUUUGGUAAAAAGGGAAGCGGUCAAGGAGAGUUUGAUGUUGCUUGGGGCAUUGCUGUUCGUCAACCCGAUGAGAUUGCAGUGGCUGACUCCAACCACACACAAGUUGUAAUCUGCAACAUCGAUGGCAACCAGAAAAGCACAAUCCCGAUGCCAAGAUGUCCACGCUGCAUCGCAGCUACACGUGGCGACAAUCGUUUGGUGGUUGUUGAGAUGAACAAUCCCACCGUGAAGGUGUUUAACAGCGACAACACACUGGCAUACGAGUUCCCAACGGUGCCACCUAUUGAGGCCGGUAAGACCGCAGUUGACCUCCACAGUGUAGCUGUCAAGAAUGAUGAUACCAUCGUAGUGGGUGAUAUCAAGAGGAGGGUGUUGACUGAGCACAGCCCCACUAAUGGUGAACUCCUUCAUACCAUACCAGUCAAGAUUGAUCCUUACUUUCUGUCCGUGAACAGCAAUGAUCGAGUCUUAAUCAGUGAUUUUUCACAGCAUGUAGUACAUGUUGCUGAUGAUAAUGGUGCUACAAAACGCACAAUUAAGCCCACCAUCCAUGGGCAACCAGUACAAUACUGCAAAGGUGUGUGCACUGAUGGCUCAGGUAUCUAUGUUGCAAUGCAUAACAUUGAGAACACGGGUCAUAUCCACCACUAUGACCCUCAAGGUGGCUUCCUAAAGUGCAUCGCACAGGGUCUGCACUGGCCCAUGGAUAUAACAUUCACAUCAAAAGGGCAGCUGGCAGUGGCUGACAGACAAUCUGUCAAGAUGUAUCACCAGGUGUGA
Messenger RNA from Patiria miniata (bat star), 1920 nucleotides. Its product is annotated as tripartite motif-containing protein 2-like. Gene Ontology annotation, molecular function: ubiquitin-protein transferase activity; zinc ion binding. NCBI's taxonomy places the organism in Eukaryota, Metazoa, Echinodermata, Asteroidea, Valvatida, Asterinidae. The record is from RefSeq and is a predicted model, not a curated record. Gene Ontology annotation, cellular component: nucleoplasm; chromatin. The coding region runs from base 1 to 1920 and encodes 639 amino acids. The transcript has 2 exons. Gene Ontology annotation, biological process: positive regulation of DNA-templated transcription.